Penaeus vannamei (Pacific white shrimp) is the source of this 541-nucleotide messenger RNA. Its product is annotated as U-scoloptoxin(01)-Cw1a-like. NCBI's taxonomy places the organism in Eukaryota, Metazoa, Arthropoda, Malacostraca, Decapoda, Penaeidae. Gene Ontology annotation, cellular component: extracellular region. Gene Ontology annotation, molecular function: chitin binding. The record is from RefSeq and is a predicted model, not a curated record.
UCGAAGAAAGAUGAAAGGCAUCAUGAGGACCUUCAUUGUGUGUGCGUUGAUGAGCGUUGUGGCUGCCCUCCCCGGCCUUCGUCUGCGGCGAGACUCCUCGCCCGAUCUCUUCGAGGUGCCCUCCAACACCUCCCUGGUUCUGGGCGGCAUCAACACGGGCUUCGACUGCGCUGACCUCCCCUACGGCUACUACGCCGACGAGGCCAACAACUGCGCCAUCUUCCACGUGUGUCUGCCCUACAUCGACCACAACGUGUACAUCUCCCGCCACUUCUCCUUCAUGUGCGCGCCUGGUUCCAUCUUCGACCAGGAGCGCCUCGCAUGCACCCGCCCCGAGUUCGCCCGUCCCUGCGCAGGCGGCGAAGGCUACAGGACCUCCAACGGCUACUUCGGCCGGAGUGACAUCAACUUCCUUGAGUAGUCAUGGUUGUUUAAGAAAAUGAUUCCUGAUUGGACAUACUGCGUUAUACAACUGGUUGUUAUAAAACAUAUUUUUUUUGCUGCAUGUGACGAUUUUCAAUAAAGUAUUUCACUUAUUGGA